AUGACGACCUACAUCCCAUCCAUCACUAUCCCGACAGCGGUCUUUCAAAGCCCUGCCGCAUCAAUCCUUCUCCCGGUGACGCUGGGUCUAGCUGUUGGGUACUCCACUGGUCGCUCUCAGACUCAAAACACCUAUCGGUCUCUGAGGUUGCCUCCUCUGCGGCCUCCGCCAUGGAUCUUCGCCCCUGUUUGGACCGUCCUUUACGGCCUCAUGGGCUACUCCGCUUACCGCGCUACCACCACUGGCCUCUCUCUCCUCGCUUCGCCUGAGCAGGCUGCAUCGGCCAAGCAAGGCAUGACUCUCUACACGCUUCAACUUGUCCUCAAUCUCGUCUGGCAGCCCCUCUUCUUCAGCGCAAACCGCCCCAAGGAGGCUACUGUUGACAUUAUUGCCUUGCUUGGUCUUAACGGUUAUCUGACUUAUGUCUGGAGCUCUGUUGACGAGGUCUCUGCUUGGUGCCAGGUACCCUACUUGGCGUGGCUGAGCUUUGCCACCUAUCUCUCUGCAGGUACUGGAUAUCUGAACAACUGGGAUUUGAAGAGUGGUGCAACCAAGAAGAACUUGUAA
Messenger RNA from Colletotrichum truncatum, 567 nucleotides. RefSeq names its product TspO/MBR family protein. NCBI's taxonomy places the organism in Eukaryota, Fungi, Ascomycota, Sordariomycetes, Glomerellales, Glomerellaceae. Gene Ontology annotation, cellular component: mitochondrial outer membrane. The record is from RefSeq and is a predicted model, not a curated record.